Hypomesus transpacificus is the source of this 2491-nucleotide messenger RNA. RefSeq names its product abl-interactor 2b (gene abi2b). Gene Ontology annotation, cellular component: lamellipodium. The transcript is spliced from 10 exons. Gene Ontology annotation, molecular function: SH3 domain binding. Lineage: Eukaryota; Metazoa; Chordata; Actinopteri; Osmeriformes; Osmeridae. Bases 92 to 1543 code for a protein of 483 amino acids. The record is from RefSeq and is a predicted model, not a curated record.
UGGGAAUACCCGAACACCUACCUGCAUCCGACUUCACAACUCAGGACUCCGAGCGGUGACGCCAGCAGGCAGGCUAGCUAAAGAUGUGAAAAUGGCGGAGUUACAAAUGCUUUUGGAAGAGGAGAUUCCAGCUGGACGCAGUGCAUUGCUUGACAGUUUCACCAAUUUGGAGAGAGUUGCCGAGUACUGCGAAAGCAACUAUGUUCAGUCCCCAGACAAACACAGGGCCCUGGAGGAGACUAAGAACUACACCACCCAGUCCCUGGCCAGCGUGGCCUACCUGAUCAACACUCUGGCCAACAACGUGCUGCAGAUGCUGGACAUCCAGGCCUCACAGCUCCGACGCAUGGAGUCCUCCAUCAAUCACAUCUCCCAGACAGUGGACAUCCACAAGGAGAAGGUUGCUAGGCGGGAGAUUGGCAUCCUGACCACCAAUAAGAACACGUCUCGCACGCACAAGAUCAUCGCCCCGGCCAAUCCCGAGAGACCUGUCAGAUACAUCCGUAAGCCCAUUGACUACAGCCUACUGGACGACAUGGGUCACGGAGUCAAGGCCAGUGCUCAGAACAUGAAGGCUGGAGGAGCUCUCCCACGCACCAACCCCCCUACUCAGAAACCCCCCAGCCCACCAAUCACAGGGAAGGGAACGCUUGGGCGACACUCCCCCUACAGGACCCUCGAGCCUGUUCGUCCUCCUGUCGUCCCUAACGACUACGUCUCCAGCCCGACACGCAGCGCCCCGCCCCCCCUGCAGAGCCCCGCCCACCCAGCGUCUCUCCCUCAGAGGAACCGCACGUACAGCAGUGGCAGCAGUGGGGGCAGUCACCCUAGCAGCAGUCGCAGCAGCAGCCGGGAGAACAGUGGGAGUGGCAGCGUGGGCUUGCCCAUCGCCGUGCCGACGCCAGCCCCGCCCAUCGUGGCGUUCCCAGGUACUGCUCCUCAGUUCUUCAGUAUGAACCGCCCCUCCCAGCAGGUGCCGCCUGGGCCUCAGGUGGGGGGCUCCCUCCCCUUCCGCCGCCCCUCCUCCGUCACCGGGCAGCCCGGCCCUCCCCAGACCCAACUGAACGGAGGACCACACUUCACCCAGAACCCAGCAGGGCCCCCGGCUCCCCCUCCCCCCUCCUUGCAGGUCACCCCCCAGCUGCCCCUGAUGGGCUUCGUGGCCCGGGUCCAGGAGAGCAUCUCAGACGUGCCCCCUCCCCCUCCCCCCGCGGACGAGCCGGUGUUUGAGGAGGCCACGCCCCCUCCGCCGCCCCCCGAGGACUACGAGGAUGAGGAGGAUGAGGAAGAGUCGGCCGUGGUGGAGUACAGCGACCCCUACGCUGAGGAGGACCCUCCCUGGGCCCCACACAGCUACCUGGAGAAAGUGGUGGCGAUCUACGACUACGCACGGGACAAGGAGGACGAGCUGUCCUUCCAGGAGGGAGCGAUCAUCUACGUGAUCAAGAAGAACGACGACGGCUGGUACGAGGGCGUGAUGAGUGGCACCACCGGACUGUUCCCCGGGAACUACGUCGAGUCCAUCAUGCACUACGCUGACUGAGUCUGCUCUCUCAGGGGGGGGGGAGGGGAGGGGGGAGGAGAGGUCAAAGGUCAAAGACUUUGUCGGACAGAGCAUGAUCCCAUUUGCGGGCACAGGUGGUCACAGCCGAGGACUCGGACGGCACGAAUGAACAAGCAGGUCUUUGAGACGAAGUUGGUUGUACGACGGCCACUAUUGAUAUUCCCUGUGUCUGUUGCUUUAACUUGAUUUCUGUUUUUCACCUGAAUGGAGAGACUUGGGUGGUGUCGUGUUUAUUUGUUUUAAUUUUUUACCGUGCUUGGGAGAUAAUUUUGUCUUGACGAACAGAAAAAGCCACAAGGAAUGUUGUGCUUCUUUAGCUGCUGAUUGGGUUUGAUGCUCUGUUUUACCCUGUGCUCUGAAUCUGUUUUACCCUGUGCUCUGAAUCUGUUUUACCCUGUGCUCUGAAUCUGUUUAACCCUGUGCUCUGAAUCUGUUUAUGGUGAAAUGGUAUUGUGAGGAGGGGGGAGGGGGGGGGGGGGGCGUGUUCUACUGUGCUCCAGCUGAACAACCAGGGAAUACCUCAGAAUCCUGGAACACCACACUUCAACACUCAGAUAUUGACUUGAUCCCAAACCUGAGGCUCUGAGGUCUAGGUCAGCAUGAGGGACAGAGGAUCAUGCUUCAGUACUUUAUACCAGGUCAGGAAAACACUGACAGUCACUGAGAUAAGCACAUCAUGUCUUAAUCUGACAAAUAUGAAUAUAUAUAUAUAUAUAUAUAUAUAAUGAGAGCUAUAUGAGAUACAUUAUCAUGUUUAUGGUUAUAGAUAAUAAAUUAAAUGUUGCUUGAUCUCAUGAGCCAAUUUAAAGCCCUUCUGUCUGAGCCUGCUUUUGUAACAAGCUGGCUCUGGUCUCCAGGCAGAUUUAGUGACCCGUCUAAGUAGCUACGGGCAGGGGCCGGUACAGGGGGGGAGGAGGGAGGAGCCGG